AUGCGCGCCGGAGAUAGUGCACACUGUCGGGCCUGGAACUGUACACCUCUUGAGCCGGAUGAGCCGACAGAAUACCCUCUCACAAUCGCUCAGGCUCCGGUGGUGCUGCCAGUAGAGUAUCUUUGGCCUCCUGCUGGAGGAGUGACUCCACCACCUGACCCGCGACCUGCCUCACCGAUCGACGCCCGCGCCGAACUAUCUGCAGAGCUUGUAAAAGACCUCUUUCUCACUUUCCAGGGUAGCAUCGGGUUCUAUGUAUUGAUCCAUGGCCUCCUCCAAGUACUCGUGCCAGCGGACUAUGAUACUGCCUGGGCUUCUUCACACCUCCCGCACAAGUACGGUGGCCUCAAGGUCUGUUACAUCGAACAGACUCUGGAGCCGACCAUGUUACCAACCAGGACAGAAACUACCGGAAAGACACUUGACAGAUCAUCGCUCGUGCCCUUGGGCACAUCAAGCUCAGCCCCAGCCGCACGCACGCCAGCUCAAUCCCUCGCAAAUAGCUCGUCAUUAAAGCUCAACGACUUCGUAGAGGCCCGCCCAAAGUCUAACCACCGAAACGAGAAAUUUUCUGGACGUGUCGGGCUCAAAUGCGGAACGGUCCUCCAAAGCUUCGACAAGGAAGCGGGAAUUUAUCCGAACGGCUUCAACCACGACAUCACUCUCAUCAAACCCGCGCAUCGGACUUUGGUGAAAGAUGUCGCAUCCCCUGUCAGCGGCCUUGGCUGGCUCAAUCACGACUCGUGGAUCUCGCUCCGCCAGCAGACGACAACAAUCAAAAUCUUAGCUGACGCCGAAAGCUCAGACUCCGCGAGAAGCUUACAGGCAGCAAAAAGCAUCAAGUGCAGUCGUCCAUCGGACAUCAUGGUGGUAGGCGAAGGCAUCUUCCUCAACCAGAAAGCUGCAGCGGGCGAUUCGAAGAGUCUGAAACACCACGACGCCUCAACAUGGAAGGAUCUUGUGUCACGCGCAAUCCUUUACCGGGUCUAUCCUGAUUUCGAUCCACCAAACGGCCAUAGCGGCACUGUGCUUUAUGCGGACGGAACAAGGACAGAUGGAACCGAAGGUCCAAGCGUCGUAGGCUUCCAAAGCUUUGUACAACGCAGUGGUCACGUGCAGAAUUUCGAGAUGGAAGGUGAUGCACUGGAGCGGCGAUUGAGAGCUGGCAGAGUUGCAUUCUAUGGAGCGUUCGAAGUCCCCGCCGAACUCAAGAAGUACCAUAUAUACUAA
Messenger RNA from Alternaria ethzedia, 1230 nucleotides. RefSeq lists its product as uncharacterized. NCBI's taxonomy places the organism in Eukaryota, Fungi, Ascomycota, Dothideomycetes, Pleosporales, Pleosporaceae. The transcript is spliced from 2 exons. The record is from RefSeq and is a predicted model, not a curated record. The coding region runs from base 1 to 1230 and encodes 409 amino acids.